AUUUGAAUUAUAGCCCGGUGUUUAUUACAGCAUUGCUAUAAUCCGAAGCGGGAUAAUGCUAAGAAAAUUGACUAAACUAUCGACUUUAAAGGUCAGAUGUGAGCUGCGUCCCCUCUCCUCGCUCAGCCAAGCCCCGCAGCACAUAUUCGAUCGGAAUGCCAAGAGAUUGCAAAAGGAACGGGCAGCCCUCAGCGAAGAUGUAGGAUUGUACGAUUACCUCAAGGAGGAGGUGGGCUUCCGCCUGGCGGACAGAGUCUUCGACAUCAAGCGGGAGUUCAAGGCUGCGGCGGACAUAGGAUGCAGUCGUGGCUACCUCUCGCAGCACAUUCUGGCCGAGAGCGUGGAGCAUCUGACACUAACGGACACCAGUGCCUCGAUGCUGGAGCAGGCACAGGGUACUCCAGGUCUCAAAAUGUCGAAGCUAGUCAAGGAUGAGGAGGAUCUGGAUUUUGAGGACAACUCCCUGGAUCUGGUCAUCUCCAGCUUGAGUCUGCACUGGGUGAACGAUCUGCCCGGCUGCUUUGCCAGGAUCAAGCGCAGUCUAAAACCGGAUGGCGUGUUCAUAGCCUCCAUGUUUGGCGGCGACACGCUUUACGAGCUGCGUUCCUCGCUGCAACUGGCCGAACUGGAACGCAAGGGCGGCAUAUCCCCACACAUCUCGCCCUUCACCCAGAUCCGGGAUAUUGGAUCCCUGCUGAAUCGCGCCGGCUUCACCAUGCUGACCAUCGACACCGAUGAACUGGUCAUCGGGUAUCCCAGCAUGUUCGAACUAAUGUGGGAUCUCAAGGGCAUGGCGGAGAACAAUGCGGCCUUCAAUCGACCGGCACAUCUCAGUCGGGAGACAAUGUUGGCGGCCAGUGCCAUCUACCAGGAGCUGUAUGCGAAGCCCAACGAGAAGGGCAUACCAGCCACCUUUCAAAUCAUCUACUUUGUGGGCUGGAAGCCAGGUCCCAACCAACCACAGCCCCUGGAGCGAGGAACCGGGGAGGUGUCCCUCAAGGAUCUGGGCUCCAUCAUAGAAAAGGGCGGCAAGCUGGACACCAAGGCGGGGGAUUAGCUUAGCUUCAGUUGACAGUUUUAUUUUGAAACGCUAUUGAAAAUAAUUUUAAUUUAAAUAAACAUAAUUCCUUUGCUGAGAAA
Molecule: messenger RNA, 1140 nt
Organism: Drosophila subpulchrella
Lineage: Eukaryota; Metazoa; Arthropoda; Insecta; Diptera; Drosophilidae
Product: arginine-hydroxylase NDUFAF5, mitochondrial
Exons: 3
Coding region: 56-1057 (333 amino acids)
Biological process (GO): mitochondrial respiratory chain complex I assembly
Cellular component (GO): mitochondrion
Molecular function (GO): S-adenosylmethionine-dependent methyltransferase activity
Source: RefSeq, a predicted model, not a curated record